Neocloeon triangulifer is the source of this 661-nucleotide messenger RNA. RefSeq names its product large ribosomal subunit protein eL22-like. Lineage: Eukaryota; Metazoa; Arthropoda; Insecta; Ephemeroptera; Baetidae. The coding region runs from base 114 to 566 and encodes 150 amino acids. Gene Ontology annotation, biological process: cytoplasmic translation. Gene Ontology annotation, cellular component: ribosome. The transcript has 4 exons. The record is from RefSeq and is a predicted model, not a curated record. Gene Ontology annotation, molecular function: RNA binding; structural constituent of ribosome.
UUUUCACUUAAAGUUUUUAUUGAAACCGGCCCUUUUUUGCCCAAUCAAAUCACGCCAUUAACGGCGUUGGUUGAGUGUUUCACCGCUCGUGGCAGCAGUGUUUUCUUGCAAACAUGGCACCCGUCGCCGCAUCAACAAAGGCCGCUGGGGCCAAGAAGCCCGUCCCAAAGAAGACCACAGCCCCUAAGAAGCAGACCCUCAGGGGGAAGGGACAGAAGAAGAAGAAGAUCCAGCUCAAAUUCACUGUUGACUGCUCGAAACCAGUUGAAGAUGAAAUUAUGGAUGUUUCAAAAUUCGAGGCCUAUCUUAAGGAGAGAAUAAAGGUCGCUGGCAAGACUGGCAAUUUGUCCGGCGCUGUCAGCCUCGAGAGGACCAAGACCAAGGUCACAGUGAACGCAGACAUCCACUUUUCCAAGCGGUACCUUAAGUAUCUGACUAAGAAGUACCUGAAGAAAAAUAAUCUGCGUGACUGGUUGAGAGUGGUGGCCAAUGGAAAGGACUCGUACGAGCUGAGAUACUUCCAGAUCAACAAUCAGGAGGAUGAGGAAGAGGAGGACAAUGAUUAAUCAGUCGUGUUCCAUGCCCUUAUUUUUCUCCUGUAUCUUAUUUUGUAACGCUGAGGCAAAUAAACUCCAACCGUAUUUGCUGAAAUUUACAAAUU